Messenger RNA from Rhopalosiphum maidis (corn leaf aphid), 3014 nucleotides. RefSeq lists its product as uncharacterized. NCBI's taxonomy places the organism in Eukaryota, Metazoa, Arthropoda, Insecta, Hemiptera, Aphididae. The record is from RefSeq and is a predicted model, not a curated record. Bases 48 to 1949 code for a protein of 633 amino acids. The transcript is spliced from 2 exons.
CAAAAUACAUCAAACACAAAAGUAUCAGUGGAAGUCGUUUCGGUAUAAUGUUGUGUGUAAACAAACUGUUAUUUAGCGUCAUGUGUCUCACGACAUUAAUGUCUAAAGUUUAUUCUGACAAAAAACUUUCGGCAUUUCAAUACAUUAAUAACUUAAAAUAUUCUCAACAAAGUCAAGGAUAUGAUUUAACUAAAGUCAGUCAUGAAACAUUUAAGUGCAUUUUAUAUACGUACAUUUCACGACCAAUACCUGGUGAGAUCAUAAACGAAGAUACGAAGACUGCUCAGUUUACGAUCGACUCAAAGGAAGUGAUAGAAGGAUUUAAUCUUUUAGUAUCAAACCAAGAAAUUACAAAUACCCAAAGGAAUCAACUGCAGGACGCAAUGAAAAAAUAUUUUAGUAGAAAUGUUAUAGAUCAGGAAAUAAUUUUUGAUAAAACUGAUUCAUCGAAGAUGUUGCCAUUUUUCAACAUUUCUGGAUUAAGCGUUGAGAAAAAAUCAUUGGAAAAGUUUAUGGACGCAAUAAUCAACCGGAUUUCUGAUUAUAAAUGUUUCGUUAAUAUUUUUGAGCUCUUGAAAAUCGAUUAUAAACAAUAUUACAUGAUUCACAAGAGGAAUCCUUAUGAAGUAUUUAAUUUUGUACAGACUAUAAUAUUCGAGAACAAAAAAAAUAAAUUAAUUACUAAAAUGCUCAUUAAAAAUGAGGAAAAAAAAUUUAAUUAUCAUUCAAGUAUAAAAACCGAAACCGAAAAUAUGUGCAAAUUAGUUAUUAAACUAUAUCAAUAUUGUGUUGAAUAUAGUAUAUUUCUUGCUAACGACAUUAGAGAAGAAAGGAAUAUCACGAAUAAUAAAUUUGCCGAAGAAGUGUCAAAUAUUUUUUAUUGCAUCUUGAAAACUUUGCAAAAUAUAUAUAACAAUUAUUACACGAUUCAAGAUCGUUAUCUGAAUGAACUAUUAAUGGAAAUCAUUCCUGUUUUGGAGACCAAAAGAGAUGAGGCAAGUGAUUGGAAAAAUCUAAGCAAAUUUGUACAUAUUCGGAUUUUAUUUGUUAUUAUGACAGCGUUAGACAAGUACGGACUUGAAGCUUGUAAUAACGAGAAAUAUGAUCAUUUUAUCUUUAACAAUAUCGAUUACGAUACAACAGGAGAACAUCCAAUUAAACAUCAAGAAAUAAUAGAUAAUUUGAAAACGUUAAUUAACUUAGCACCUCAGCUUACCGGAAGUAUCACCUUACCUGAUCUUAAUUAUUCUUUUAAAAAAAUAAAAAAUAAUAUUUUAGAAAAUGAACUAUUGACUGGUGAUAGAAAAAUAAGGUUGUACUGGAGAGGAGAGCUAAAAACUAUUGAUGAAAUUUUUAAAAACGUUGAAAUUUACAUUUUGAACCCUUUUUACGUGCAUGCAUUGUAUGAUGUUUAUUUUAAAUUUUUAAUGGCAAUUUUGUACUAUGAAUAUAGAAUAACUAUAGAAUAUGUUCAAUGGAAUUAUGCAUUAAAACCAUCAGAAAGAGAAAACUUUGCAACUUAUUUCAAUAAUUACAAUAUAAAGUAUCCGAAUUUUGGUGAAAAUAUUCAUCCUCAAAAAUUGGCAAAGGCUUAUAAUUUAUAUUUAAAACGUAUUCAAGUUACAGUAUAUACGGAAUUCUACUACAUUCCUAAGUCAAUUGAUUUUAUAAAAAUAGAAGAUACAAUUCGAGAAUUUGGCAUAGUUAUAGAUUUGGUAUUACCAAAGAGAGAACUUAGCUAUUCCCGUAGAGUAGAAGAUAAUAUUUCAUCUGAUAAUUGGCUAAAAAUACAACAAAACAUCAAAAAAACUAUUAAAAAAUAUAACAAUAUCUUUGAUAACAUCAAUAAAGCAUUAACAGAUGCUACAGACGAAUUUUUGAAAUUCAGAACAUUUUAUAAUACAUAUAUUAAUUGGGAAGUACCUACUACACCUACUACAGCAAAAUAAUGUUUCAUGAUUAUAAUAUUCAAAAUAGUUUCGUUAAUGUUUUUUUGGUAGUUAAAUGAAACAUGAAAUUAAAUGAGUUUCAUUGUAUUAUAAAAAAAAAGAAUCAUACUUAUGUAUUACUAAAAUAGACAUGAUAAGAAGUAAUUUCAUAAAAUAUUCACUGCUUUACUUAUAUACCUUUAUAAAAUUAUAUUAAUUAUAAUACGUUUUUUUUUAAAAUUCAAAAAUUAACUGAACUAAUCAUUUAAGAAUAAAUAAGUUAGGAAAGGUGUGUAUGAUAAACUACCAUUUUCUAAACAUACUAUAAAUAAAUAUAUAUUACAAUAUCAAGAUUGAAUUAUAACUAAAAUAUAUCAAAUAUCUAUAAAUUGUUAUUACAUAGCAUCCGUUAUUUUGCGACAUAUCGGUUAAUAAUAAAACUGUUUUUAGAGCAUAAUACAUGGACACAUUCGAGGCACUCGUUUCCGAUACUUGAUAAGUUGUAAGUGAUCAUUAAAUGUCUCAAAUUUAAUUCCGCGACAAGCAAAAAUAUAAUAUCUGUAUUGGCGAUUCCAUUGGCGUGUGUGCCGACUAUUAAUUGAAAUAACAACGAUAGGAAGUAAUAUUCACGGUGAAAAAUCAUAUUAUCAAAAUUGUGUUCGAAGUAUAAGCUGAGGAGAGUGACGUAUAAAAACAGCACUUCGACCAAGCUGUAACUAAAGGUUUUAUAGUACUACUUUUAUCGAGCCAUUAAACUAAUUAAACAGUUCAAAACCUAACGACGAGGUAUAGGAAAUGAGUUAACCAUUAUUAGAACCAGAAAAUCCCCUGUACGGUAUCAAUCGAUAGAUUUUAGAAAACGUUAAAAUACUACAUUAAUAUAAUUUAUAUUUCAAAACAAUUUAACUAUAUUUUAAUAAACUCUCAAGAUUGAUGCGCGAAGCAAACUUACCUUAAUACUUUUAGUGCGGAGAUGCACAUUUUUGCUUGUUUGUUUCCUGUUUCUUAAUUGGCAUUUCGUUGUAUUUAUUAUUCUUAGACCUUAAGUUAAUCAUAUGUAAACAAUAUUGUAACUAAAUAAUAUCU